CAAAAGGUGGCGCUUUAUUUCUUCACUUCCGUCGUUUGAUGUUUUUAAUUUGAAAUCGGUUACAAAAGGCAAUUGAUUUAGUAAUGAAUGAAACAAGUGGAGAAUUUCGUUUGGAUGAUCCACCUCAGGAUGGCAUUACUACAGUCGAAUUUGGUAACUCGAUUUAUAAUUUACUUGUUUCGUCAUGGGAUUGCACUAUUCGUUUAUAUGACAUCAAAACGAACUUGCUGCGUGCAACAUAUAAAAAUAAUAGUAGCGUAUUGGAUUGCUGUUAUUUUGAAACUUCUCAUGCAGCUUCAGCCGAUACCAAUGGCUGCGUUAAGGUAUACGAUAUUAACACAAGUCAAGAAACCCAACUUGGUAUUCAUGAACAGCCAGUUAAGUGUGUUGAGUUUUCAGCAGACACUAAAUGUCUAGUUAGUGGAAGCUGGGAUCAAAAUGUCAAACUAUGGGAUCCAAGAGCACCGAAUGAAGUUACCUGUGUGCAGCAAACUGAUAAAGUUUAUACAAUGACGAUUAGCAAUGAGAAAUUGGUUGUGGGAACAGCAGGUAGAAGAGUUCUUAUAUGGGAUUUAAGGAAUAUGAAUAAUGCUGUCCAAAAGCGCGAAUCGAGCUUAAAAUAUCAAACAAGAUGUAUCCGUGCCUUUCCUAAUGGCCAGGGGUAUGUCGUAAGUUCAAUAGAAGGCCGAGUUGCCGUCGAAUAUUUUGACCCCUUGCCCGAAAUUCAAAAGAAGAAGUACGCGUUUAAAUGUCAUAGAGUUAAAGAGGAUGGAACGGAAAAAAUUUACCCAGUCAAUGCUAUUUCGUUUCACCCGACUCACAAUACAUUUGCCACUGGAGGUAGUGACGGUCUUGUCAAUGUAUGGGAUGGGUUUAACAAGAAACGACUUUGUCAAUUUCAUAGAUUCCCCACAAGUAUAUCUUCCUUGUGUUUUAAUGCUGAUGGAACUAUGCUGGCAAUCAGUUCUUCAUACAUGAUGGAAGAAGGAGAUAAGCAUGAAUCACCUCCUGAUGCCAUUUAUAUGAGACCGGUCACUGAUCAAGAGACAAAGCCUAAAUGAAACCUGUUAGAUAUAUAAUACCUUAUUUAAUACAUUAAUCAUCUGUUAUUCCUAUAUGUACACAUGUAAAUAUAUAUAAUAAAUAUUAAACAUAAUAACUUGUAAUACGACAAGUAGAUGUUUACUCAUGGAGACAUAUAAAACAAUCUAUGAUAAUUUCCUACUUUUUCUUAAAACAGCCUGAGUAGAUGCAUCUGUUUGAUUAAAUAUAACAAAUAAAAUCUUUAAAAUCCCUUAUGGUUAAUUUAACUUUUAUAGAAAAUUCAGCAAAGCAAUUGUUGACCUUGGACUAGGAGAAAACCCACUUGUGUCCGGGAAUAGACUAAGUAGCUAAUUCAACAAAAAACAAGAGUAAAUGUAUCUUACACUUUUUAUUUGUCGAUGAUAACAGGAAUAGCAUAGAGUAGAUGGUUUAUCAAUUUACAAUUGUGAACUAUAUUUGACAUUGUCUUUAAAAACAUUGGUAUAUAUUAGUAAAGAUACUGUAUACCAG
Molecule: messenger RNA, 1554 nt
Organism: Dimorphilus gyrociliatus
Lineage: Eukaryota; Metazoa; Annelida; Polychaeta; Dinophilidae
Source: the annotation of a GenBank genome assembly